GUGCUGGCAACUACCAUGACCUCCGUCACAGCGUCGCAUGCAUUGAACGCGAUUCCGGCAGAGUUUCGGUCUCAGGUUUGGUGCAAAGCCAACGUUCAGUACCCUCCGACGUUGCAGCUUCCAGCAGCGGCGAUCGUAGAGAUUCUCACAAAAGUUGCUCAAGCAAUUCAUCAGAUUCCGUUCUCAUGGUCACUCAUUGAUCAACCACCGGACGGUUCGAUUUUCUUACUAUGGCACCCGGCCACUAUGCCGUGUCCACCAGAUGGAAUGCAUUUUUUAAGUCCUGAAAAGGUGUACCAGCUCCAGGCGAAUGGAAAGACGUUAGAAGUUCAUGAAACACGACACGGCUUCUUUCCAUUGACGGAAAGUCAAACAUUACAUACCCGGCGGCGUUACCGGCUACUGGGAACAGGAUUGGAUCAUAUGUGGCUUAACCACUAUGUUCGUGGAAAGGACAGCGACGUGGUAAAGGCGACGCUGGCCGCCUCUCGUCCUCCUCAAUUGCGUCGGUAUCCGUUACCAGUGAUUGCUUCUCCACCGUUCUUACUCGUGGACCCAAAACAAGUCGCAUUGGCUCAAGCACAGGCACAUGCUCAAGCCCAGGCGCAAGCACAAGCGCAAGUUCAGGCACAAGUGCAGGCUCAUGCCGCUCAGGCUGCGCAUCAGGUUGGAAUGGAUCGGAAUGCGGCAGCCAUGUCGUCUUUGGCCCAGCAGCAUCCUCACCCCCAUCAUCCGUCUCAUCAACCGACACCUACACCUCCCCAACAGCAGCAGCAGCAAGCCGCUGCUGCUGCAGUAGCUGCUAUGAAUAUGCGUCGGGCGUCUGCAACGCCGGCAGCUUCUGCGGCUGCUGCCACUGCCGCAGCGAUGGAAGAAGCCGAGGUCGAACAAGGCGACUUGAUGGACGUGUUGACUCCCCGGCAAAUCAGCUUGUCGCGUUACGUUCGACACCAUGAAUGGAUGGAGCAGGUGCUCGUUACGCUGCAGGCAGCGUCUGACAUUGAGCCGCCUUCCCUAUGGGCCGAACUGAAAACCCCAGAGGAAUUAGAGCAGAUGUGUUCCCGGAUGGACGAGCAGUUGAGCGAGUACCGUGAACGACAAAAGGAAAAGUUUGCUGAGCUCGAGCAUGCGGACGAGCUUACGGCGUAUUUGAAGGCAGUUGGCGAGGUGCGUGAUGAACAAGCACUUCGAGAACUGCAAACAAAGGUCGAAGAGUUUGUGAACAAAAAAGUUGUCUUGGAGGAGCGUUGUAUCGCCCGGCCGGUAGCUACGCUCUCUGAGAUAGAAAUGGCAGCAGACACCACGCAGCCGACUACGAACGAAGAAAAGCAGCAGCAGCAACCGGAUGAUCUGCCGACUGCUGCUCCCCCAGCAGACGACGUCCCAAUGCAGGAGGCAGGGGACGCACAUGUUACCGCAGACGUUGCUGCUACACCGGCCACCAACGUCCCUUUGCCAGACGCUUCUGCUGUUCCUACCGCUGCCGCUGCUUCUGCAUCUGCAUCUGCUCCUUCCGCUGCCUCUACACCUACUCCCUCCCACUCCCUUGGAUCCUUGUAA
This is a messenger RNA of Schizosaccharomyces japonicus yFS275, 1560 nucleotides long. Its product is annotated as SWI/SNF and RSC complex subunit Ssr4. Bases 16 to 1560 code for a protein of 514 amino acids. NCBI's taxonomy places the organism in Eukaryota, Fungi, Ascomycota, Schizosaccharomycetes, Schizosaccharomycetales, Schizosaccharomycetaceae. Gene Ontology annotation, biological process: chromatin remodeling. The transcript has 3 exons. The record is from RefSeq and is a predicted model, not a curated record. Gene Ontology annotation, cellular component: RSC-type complex; SWI/SNF complex.